Lactuca saligna is the source of this 1544-nucleotide messenger RNA. Lineage: Eukaryota; Viridiplantae; Streptophyta; Magnoliopsida; Asterales; Asteraceae. The record is from the annotation of a GenBank genome assembly.
AUGAGUCCUCACUCUCUCUUCCAUGCCGUAGCUCAACCGCCGAGCGACUUCAGUGAUAUCAGUUCUGACUUCAACAUUCUGUUAGGUAAGUCUACUAGUCGUUCAUCGUUUUCGGAAUUGCUAGUCAAACUUUUGUCAGCCAUUCUCCUACCAAAUCAAGCCAACGUUCCUUUAGCGUUUGAGAAAGUCAAGUCAUCAAAAGAAGAAAUGAAAGGCAAGAGUCAGGAUAGAAUUAGCGAUCUUCCUCAAGACACAAUUGAAAAAAUUCUGACUCAUAUGCCAAUCCAAGAUGCAUUGAAGACAAGCAUUUUGUCUCGGAAAUGGAGGCAUUGCUGGAAGGGAAUGCCUAAACUUGUAUUUGAUGACAAGUACUUGAAUACCUCACCAAGUAGCAAAGAAAUUAAGAGAUAUAAGUUUGUCAAUGCCAUCUUCCAUGUUUUGAUGCUACACAAUGGUCCAGUAUUAGAAUUCAGUAUCUCUGUUAAUAUCAAUACAAAAAUUGAUGAUGAGAUUGACCAAAUAAUACUCCAUCUUUCAAAAAGCAAAAAUAUCAAGAAACUAAUCUGUAAGUUUUGGUCAAAUGACGUCAUGAAGUUAUUAUUUUUUAAGCGCUACAAGCUACCCUCUGUGUUCUUUUCAUUACACGGACUAGAACACCUGCAUCUCACACAUUGUGUCAUUGAGCUUCCAUUAAAAUUUAAUGGAUUUAUUACCUUGAGAAGUCUCGAGUUAUGCAAUGUCAACAUCACUGUGAAGACGCUUCAACAAUUACUUACCAAUUGCCCAAUACUUGAGGAAUUUAUACUGAUUGGAUCUCAAAACAACUCUAUUGCACUAGGAAACAAGUGUACAUUUCUUGAGCUAUCCAAGUGUUUACCUUCAGUUCAGGUUCUGAAAAUCUCUAAGUAUUCUAUCAAGUUUGCUAAAGGCAGCAUGCAGAAACUCCCUACUUCACUAGUCCACUUGAGGAUACUUUUUCUUGAUUUGUGUUUUCUGAAACAAGAUGAGCUUUCGAAUGCUCUCAGUGUGAUCAGAAGCUCCCCAAAUUUGGAGAAGAUAAAAAUAGAGCUGUGUUGGAUCCAUAUGCUGUGUGGUGAAGAAACUUGCAAGGGCUUGCUUGAUCUUCAAGACUACUAUUUGGGAAUGAAGUUGGAUCGCCUUGAAGAACUUGAGAUAACAAGUUUCCAUAACUAUGCUCCUGAAAUGGAGUUUGUGAAACUUAUCAUGGCUAAAUCACCUAUGCUUAAGAAAGCACGGAUAAAGCUUAAUUCAGAUGUUUCUGUGGAUCAAGAAAAUAAGAUUCUUCGAGAUUUGUUGCGAUUAACAUUUCCACGUGUAUCACUAGGAGUGGAUGUCAUUGUUGAACGCUAAACAAUUAUAUAUGUGGAUGCAAUUGGGCUUUUAGUUUUCUUUGUUAAGUUUAAGGAUUGUUGAAGCACAAUGCCUUUAUUGUCUAUUUGAACUCGUUUAAAUGUCUUUUGUGGAUUGAUUGUUAAUAUUAUGAUAACUGUUGCUUUAUGCAUUUGUCUUUUGCUCAUUAUUAU